This is a messenger RNA of Colletotrichum navitas, 1018 nucleotides long. RefSeq lists its product as uncharacterized. NCBI's taxonomy places the organism in Eukaryota, Fungi, Ascomycota, Sordariomycetes, Glomerellales, Glomerellaceae. The transcript has a single exon. Bases 46 to 609 code for a protein of 187 amino acids. The record is from RefSeq and is a predicted model, not a curated record.
ACGUCAUGUGAAAAUCUCGGCAAGUCUGGAACAUCAGGAGCCGGAAUGAGAUUACCUUUAGGUAGCCAUCAGAUACUUAAGAAGAGUCUAUGGCCACUAGAGACUCCCGUUGUCUGCUCUAAUUUCCAGGUUGCCAACUUUGAUCAUUUUCAUCGCACUCUUAAUAGCAUGCAGCCAACGACAUCUCCCCAAAGUCCUUGCGAGGCGGACAGUCCACCUACAAACGAUGUACUUCGGGAGCCUCGACACAUACACCAAAUGCUAGAACAGAUACUUGUGGCUAUUAUUAUAAGUAUCGCUUUCUUCGAGCUCAAAUAUUCAACUACAUUCUGGAGUAGGCAAGCCUUCACAACAGCGAAUUUCCAGAAUAUGAAGGUGAUCUUUUGGGAUGUUAUGAUUCAUGAACCUGGGCCUGAGAUAAAGGGAGUCAGAAACCGGUUUAGCUCAGACUUCCGACUGCGGGACGACAAUCCACCUACCGUGCUUUGCUUCGGCAACCCGAAAGAAAAAGAAGAAAAAGAAGAAGAAGAAACAAAAAUUCAGCCAAUUCAUAUGCCAUUUAUGAAUUCUUCAAGGCCCAAGAAAUGGGAUGUGUGGCAAAAGGUGUGAGAGAAUCUACUCAGCCACUGGCCGAAUGAUGUGCCUCCUUCAAUUCUCCGUCAUUCGGGUCAUUUCAAGCAUGACUGGGGCUUUGUUAAAGGUGCACAUCUUGUUUACAGUGAGAUUUCAGAUGCAAGGGGGGUGCCAGAGCAAAUUUUCUGGAAGCACCGGACUACAACCGGUUUUACAUCGCAGUACUGGUCGAAUCCCAACUUUAAGCAUGAACAGAUAUCCGGAAGAACCUGGUGAGGGACAUUGUUAGCAUAUAGGUGAUGCAGCCAGAGGCAGUAGGUCACAUGACACACCGCCUACCAGCAGAAUUCCCUACCUUUGCCUAUACGCAAGGGUGCUACUAUACUUAUACUCCUACUUUACCUUAUUAACUAAGUUAACUAUUAAUAACUAUAAUUUAACUACU